CUACACCUACACUCUACUCGAUAUGGCUCGUUUGGCGAUAAAGCUGCCAGUUGUCGGCACAUCACACAGACGGCUUUUCAAAGCAACGACUUAACACGAUAGACGUGAAAGCAUUAACAUCUCGCUCUUCUCGCACUUUCAUUGGGGGGAGUUCAUUAUGUGGGAUCCCUGUGAUUUGGCCCUCUCGGUGAGUUCACGUGCCGCCACCCAACCGAGGACUCCUUUCAUCACAGGGCAGCGACGCUAAUUGCCGAGCCAGAGCCAGAGAAGCGCUGAAGUGGAAAGGUGAUUAAAUUCAGCCUUUAGAGCGGAGGGCAGCGAGCAAAGCACUCGUUCUUUCCGAGCCCACACCGCUGACGCAGUAGAGCCCACCCUUAACACCCCUCCUCCCACUGCGAGUGUAUGCGCGCACACAUAUAUUGUGUUUGCGUGGCUGUGAAAGGCUCAGACACUGUUGGCAGCGCACACUGCUCCCGCGCUUCAUGCCAGCGCCGCUCAGCUGCGCUCCUAUUUGUCCACCCGCCCGCUCACGCGCACGCUCCCCACACACUCCGCCAGGCUGGGUGUGAGGAACGGCAUGGAAUGGAAUCUCAGAAGGAUGGAGAGCGAACUGAGACAGAUCAAUCCUGACUUGCUGCAGCCCAGCAAGAGCUUUAAGAAACCUUCCUCCGGCACAAUCACCAUCAACGUGGGGGGCUACCUGUACGCCGCACAGCGCCAGACCCUGGCCAAGCACCCCGGCUCCCUGCUGGAGGAGAUGGUAACCGGGAAGAAGCCCGUUCUCCACGUGGACUCCAUGGGUAACACCUUCAUCGACCGUGACGGGCCCAUCUUCCGGCACGUGUUGAACUUCUUGCGCAUGGGCGAGCUGGUGCUGCCCGAGGACUUCAAGGAAGCCGAGCUGCUCCGCCGCGAGGCCGACUUCUAUCGGCUGAGCGAGCUGGCGCAAGCCCUGCAGGACUGGGAGCAGCAGCAGGCCGGCCAGCGCGAGCCCGCUUUCCUGGAGGUGACGGACAGCCACGAGCGCUCGCAGGGUCUGAAGGUCUACUGCAGCGACAGCAGCUUCAUAGAGAAGGUGAAAAACCGCCUAGUGCAGAUCUCCAAAAGUCGCUUGGAUGGCUUUCCGGAGGAGUUCGAGGUGUCAUCAAACAUCAUCCAGUUCCGGCAUUUCAUCAAGUCGGAGCAGGGCUCUCGGCUUGUGCUGAAGCAGGACAGCACAUUUUUGUGUACACUAGAGUGUCUGAAGCUGGAGACGGUGAUGCUGGCACUCAAAGGAGGUUUUCGCCUGCUCACCAGCCUAGACAGCAGUCGCGGAUCAGUGGUUCAGUGCGAGGCUCUGCAUUUUGUCAAGUGACCCGAGCAGAACUGUCACCACUAACCACAUGACCUGCUGAAAACCAUCUUGCAUCAACAAACACCAGCGCCCUCAACCGAAAACCUGUUCUGGAAUAUUCUGCUAAUCUGCUUCUACAUGACACACUCCAACACGGACUGCCUUGAGAAACAAGAGAGAUGAUAUGUACUGUGAUGUGGGGUUUUGUUUGGUUUGUGUAUGUAGUUGUCUUCUGUUUACAGUUGUUUUUACAGGAAGAGCAACAGUUUAUGCAGUGUAGAUGAUGAUGAUGAUGAUGAUGAUAAUGAAUCUGAAUUGCAGAGUACUGUGGAAUUAAAAGGCUGAGUGUGAUGAUCAUUACAUUUGUGAGCAAGUUUUGUGAUUUCUGGUAAUGUGAGCACAUGUAGUAAACAACAGGUUGUAAUUUUGAGUCUGUGAAUGUUUUGCACAAUAAAGCCUCAUUAUAAUUUAUUCAAAGCACUGUUGAAAUGUUUAUAGAUGAGACUGUGGUUCAUCUUCAAGGUGAAAUAUACACUGACAAACACUGCAUAUAGUUUUGUCUGUGAACUGUGGAAUGUAUGCUGACAAACUACAGUGUGCUGUAUAAAUAUAGCUUUAUUUUUUUCUGAUUUGCAGUAAUCGGCUUGUAAGAAAGAUACUCUGUCCUAAAUUGAAGGUUUGCUACAUUAUGCAGCAAAAUGUGACCUAAAAUUAAAUUUCCUCCAGCAUUGAUCCAAA
Megalobrama amblycephala (Wuchang bream) is the source of this 2071-nucleotide messenger RNA. RefSeq names its product potassium channel tetramerization domain containing 4 (gene kctd4). NCBI's taxonomy places the organism in Eukaryota, Metazoa, Chordata, Actinopteri, Cypriniformes, Xenocyprididae. Gene Ontology annotation, molecular function: protein binding. Gene Ontology annotation, biological process: protein homooligomerization. The transcript has a single exon. The record is from RefSeq and is a predicted model, not a curated record. Bases 578 to 1354 code for a protein of 258 amino acids.